AUGUCCGAACAAGUCGAGACGCUCAAGGCCACCGUAGCCAAGCUGGAGCAGAAGAUUGAGGACCUCGAAGCGCGGUUACAGGGCAAAUCUUCGUCGGAUAGCAGCGACAGCAUGCGCAUGAUCCUGAUCGGUCCACCUGGUGCUGGCAAGGGAACACAGGCCCCGAAGAUCAAGGAAAAGUAUGGCUGCUGUCAUUUGGCCACCGGCGACAUGCUGCGCGCUCAAGUCGCCGCGAAGACCGAGCUCGGAAAGCAGGCCAAGAAGAUCAUGGAUGAGGGCAAGCUUGUGUCGGACGAGAUCAUGAUUGGCAUGAUCAAGAGCGAGCUGGAUACCAACAAGGAGUGCCAGCACGGCUUCAUCCUUGAUGGCUUCCCACGAACUGUCCCACAAGCCGAGAAGCUGGACGAGAUGCUCGACGCCAAGCGACAGCAACUUAAACACGCCAUCGAGCUUCAAAUCGACGACAGCCUUCUCGUGGCUCGUAUCACCGGCCGUCUGGUCCACCCCGCGUCUGGCCGCUCAUACCACAAGGUUUUCAACCCACCUAAGAAGGCGAUGACCGACGAUGUGACUGGCGAGCCAUUGAUCCAGCGAUCAGACGACAACGAGGAGGCUCUCAAGAAGCGACUAGGAACAUACCACGCACAGACCGCCCCUGUCACCGACUACUACCGCAAGACUGGUAUCUGGCGGAAGGUGGACGCCAGCAAGGAGCCAGGUGAUGUCUGGAAGAGCCUCCUCACGAUCUUCAAUGAGAGCGACAAGGGCUCGAGCGGAGGUCUGUUGGGCAAGCUGGGACUCAAGUCCUAG
This is a messenger RNA of Zasmidium cellare ATCC 36951, 810 nucleotides long. RefSeq lists its product as uncharacterized. The record is from RefSeq and is a predicted model, not a curated record. The coding region runs from base 1 to 810 and encodes 269 amino acids. The transcript has 3 exons. Gene Ontology annotation, biological process: ADP biosynthetic process. Gene Ontology annotation, molecular function: ATP binding; AMP kinase activity. Lineage: Eukaryota; Fungi; Ascomycota; Dothideomycetes; Mycosphaerellales; Mycosphaerellaceae. Gene Ontology annotation, cellular component: mitochondrion; cytoplasm.